Dendroctonus ponderosae (mountain pine beetle) is the source of this 2451-nucleotide messenger RNA. RefSeq names its product insulin-like growth factor-binding protein complex acid labile subunit. Bases 1 to 2172 code for a protein of 723 amino acids. The record is from RefSeq and is a predicted model, not a curated record. Gene Ontology annotation, molecular function: protein binding. Gene Ontology annotation, cellular component: extracellular matrix. The transcript has a single exon. NCBI's taxonomy places the organism in Eukaryota, Metazoa, Arthropoda, Insecta, Coleoptera, Curculionidae.
AUGCCUCAACAUCAAUGUUGCUACUUGCUUUUGUUUCUGUCGCUGUGCAUAGCGCAUGUAGCUGGAAAGUGCGUGUUCACAUUCACGGAAACCACUGGCGCAAUAAUCUGCAGAAAUAUCACGGCUGAAGACUAUGUGGCAGAACUGUUUGCAAGUAGGGCCACCAUCAUUAAUUCGCCUUUGGAUACUAGUGCCAAAAUAUCCAUAGACAUUGCCGAUUCUCUUCUGCCCGUUAUCGACGAUUGGAUUUUCUUGCCUCUAGACGACCAAUUUUCUUCGGUUAGUUGCUUGAAAAUAGUCAAUUCCUCCGUGAGCAACAUUGUAGCCAAGAACUUGUCCAAACUGUCCAUGGUGGAGGUGCUGGAUUUGAGCUGGAACAAUUUAUUAGACUACAAGUUCCUAAAUAAAAUGAGGCGAUUGAGGAUUCUGUAUUUGAGUCAUAGCAAUUUCACUGCCGACAGUUACUUGUUUGCUUACUUACAACGCGUCCAAACCAGAUUUGAGAUGAUUGAUUUGAGUCACAGUAAUUUACAGGAAUUUGAGUUGAGCAGGAAUUCAGUGAGGAAUGUGGAUUUGAGUUUCAAUGCCAAUCUUUCCCAGAUUCGGCUGAAUUUCAGCUCUUUUUAUGGCGCCCUUUUCUUUAACCUCAGUGGGAACAGUGGGAUUGAUAUUAAGCUUGCAGCUUCACGGAAUUUAUUUUGUCUGUCGAUCGAUAUGUCCAAUUCCAGCAAAUCCCUCAACAGCUUGCAAGGGGAAAGAAUUUAUAUUGCACAAGAAAUUCGCCUGACCAACAGCAAUCUGGGUGGUUUGGAUGAGGACCUGUUUAAGUUCCACUCGAUAAUGUCGCUGAAGUGUUCAGGAAGAAUCUCGAUAGACUUAUCCAGCUCAAACCUGUCCAGAAUAUCUCCCAAUUACUUCAGCAGGCACACUUUGAAUGUUCUAAACUUAAGCUUCAACAGUUUGUCGGCUUUAACGGGGUCGGUGUUUAGCAAGGCCGACAUUUUCCAUCUAGAUCUGUCCCAUUCUUCCAUAAUCUCCAUAGAGUCGGGUGUUUUUCAAUAUUUUGUUGCCGGCUUUCUCGAUUUAUCCGCAAACCUCAUUGCUUCAUUGGACGGAGUGUUUGAUCACGUGGAAAGUAUUAAGCGGCUGGAUAUCUCCAAUAACCCCCUUGAAACCCUCGAUGGGGACACUUUUAGAAACUGCCCGGACUUGGAAUAUCUCAAUAUAGCCAACGUUUUUCUUAAGACAUUGCCAGAGAAUCCUUUUUCAACAAUUCCUGCAUUGAGGAGUUUAACAAUCAGUCUCGGGGAAAAUAUGCGCGCCGACCUAAUAAGUAACAUUUAUACAACUGAGCUGACACUGGUCAAUUCAACGUUGGGUAAAUUGAGCGCCGGUCAGUUUGCGGGCUUUUACAAGCUGAGAAAGUUGACGUUUUCUCAAUCUACUGCCUCAGAAAUUGAUGAGUUGGCCUUCCAAGGGCUCUUCAGCCUGAAGAGGAUCAUCAACCUGAACCAGCUGGGGCAAUACGGCAUCAAACUAUUCCAGUCCUUGACCUCGUUGGAGCAGUUGGACUUAUCCAACCAGGACAUUAAGAAACUCAGCACUGAACUGGCUGAUUUAUUGUCGCUGAAAAAGCUGAAUCUCUCCAUGAACUCCAUUUCCUCGUUGGACGUUGACGCAUUCGGUGCAAUGAAGCGACUGGAAGUGCUUUCUUUGGCCCACAAUGAACUCUCUGUUCUAAACGUGGGCGUUUUCCGCCAAUUAGCACUAAUGACCCAUUUAUACCUGAACAACAACCAACUGCAACAGUUGCCGGCUGGCAUAUUUGCCGCUCUGGAUAGUCUCAUCCUACUGGAUCUUUCCCAUAACGAUCUGUUGCGAAGCAAGCCACAUUUGGUGUUUGGCGUAUCGAUGCCCAAGCUCACAUUUCUCUACUUGCAAGGCAACCAAAUUGGCCACGAGUAUGGUCAGGGCGACAAUGUGUUAAGGCGCAACGAACUGAAUCUUAUCGCCAAUCACAUUGGCCUGGAGUAUGUGGAUAUCAAUGCAAAUGAUUGGCGAUGUCCAACUCUUAUUGAUGUUUUGCUGAUGUUUCGCAAUAGGAAUAUUUCAUACCAUCCAACUAGUCCCGAUUAUUUGAGCACGAAUAUUAAUGGAGUAAGUUGUGGAUAGGAGUUCUUCAAAUGUUCAGGGUGGUGGGAUGUCAGCGAAAUGCACAUGUUUUGCAGAAUAACUGGAAACUCCAGGGGAUUUUAAUAUAUUUUGAAUCUUGUGUCAUUCCCACUGUUGACGCCUUAGAUCAUCUUGAUGCUUCGGUCGCAAUUGGACUCCUCCGGUCCUCAAAUAUUCAGCAGCUACACAACUCAUCUCCAGCCUAGAGCAACAUCAAGAAAAUAAUAGGUGGAAACCAAAACCCUGCAAAUAAAUAAACUUACUUUUGUCCAGGAGGAA